This is a messenger RNA of Dissoconium aciculare CBS 342.82, 777 nucleotides long. Its product is annotated as Nep1-domain-containing protein. Gene Ontology annotation, molecular function: rRNA (pseudouridine) methyltransferase activity; rRNA binding. Gene Ontology annotation, biological process: rRNA base methylation. Gene Ontology annotation, cellular component: small-subunit processome; nucleolus. The transcript is spliced from 2 exons. Bases 1 to 777 code for a protein of 258 amino acids. NCBI's taxonomy places the organism in Eukaryota, Fungi, Ascomycota, Dothideomycetes, Mycosphaerellales, Dissoconiaceae. The record is from RefSeq and is a predicted model, not a curated record.
AUGGCUGACCAGCUGCUCGAUACGAGCAUGACAGGAACACAAACUCAAUCCCUCCCGCCACCUGCUCUGCCUAAUCUCGUUGCGGAGCAGAGGACACCCAUUCCAACAGCAGACAAAGACUCGAAACGCCUGAUUGUCGUCCUCUCCAAUGCUAGUCUUGAGACUUACAAGGCUGCCCACGGUGGUCGCAAUGGCAUGAAAGAUGACAAGUACUCGCUGCUCAACAGCGACGAGCACAUUGGUGUUAUGCGUAAGAUGAACCGAGAUAUUAGUGAUGCGCGUCCCGACAUCACUCAUCAGUGUCUGCUCACCCUGCUCGACUCACCCAUCAACAAAGCCGGAAAGCUACAAAUCUACAUCCACACAGCCAAAGGCGUUCUCAUCGAGGUCAGCCCGACUGUGCGCAUUCCCCGAACCUUCAAACGCUUCGCCGGUCUCAUGGUCCAACUCCUCCACAAACUCUCCAUCCGCUCCACCACCUCGCAGGAGAAGCUGCUCAAGGUCAUCAAAAACCCCAUCACGGACCACCUCCCGCCCAACUGCCGCAAAGUCACCUUGUCCUUCGACGCGCCCGUCGUGCGCGUGCGCGACUACAUCGCCGACCUCGGCCCCAAGGAGAGCAUCUGCGUUUUCGUCGGAGCUAUGGCUAAGGGUAACGAUAAUUUCGCCGACCAGUACAAAGACGAUGCGAUCAGUAUUAGCAACUGGUCGCUCAGUGCUAGUGUCGCGUGCAGCAAGUUCUGCCACGCCGCUGAAGAUGUUUGGGAUGUUAUUUAG